UAAAGGGGCCGCAGCCAUUUUUUAAAGCUUCUUCCUCCUUUCUCUGAUCUCCAAUUUUGCAAGGAGGAGCCCAGAAGAGUAGGUUUCCGGAAGCCGAGCACAGCUGGAGCAGCCGGGAUCUCUGCUGGGUCGGCUGCGCCUACGGGGUGGGCGGAGGCGAGGCUCUGCCCAUCGGAAGGGCGGGUUGCUCGCGCCCCCUGCGCCCAGAGCACAUCUGGUUGGCCCAUGCUCCCGCCGGUUGCGAUCUUUAACAUCUGGGGCCGGGCGCAGGCAGCGGGGUCCAGGGCGCAGGAGAGGCGGCCGAUGUGCCGGGCCGGAGGGUGAGGCCGCGCGGGUGGGGCUGGGACAGCGUUAGCACCUCCGGAGCUGGUCCGGGGCGGCAAGUGGAACGCCGCGAUGCCAAGCGAAAAUAUCUUCCUUUUCGUGCCUAACCUUAUCGGUUAUGCCCGGAUUGUCUUCGCCAUCAUCGCUUUCUACUUCAUGCCCUGCUGCCCCUUCACGGCCUCCUCCUUCUAUCUGCUCAGCGGACUUCUGGACGCUUUUGAUGGACAUGCUGCUCGGGCCCUCAAUCAAGGAACCCGGUUUGGGGCCAUGUUGGACAUGCUGACGGACCGCUGCUCUACCAUGUGUCUGUUGGUCAACCUGGCCCUGCUGUACCCUCGAGCUACCCUUCUCUUCCAGCUCAGCAUGAGCUUGGAUGUGGCCAGUCACUGGCUGCACCUCCACAGUUCUGUGGUCCGGGGUAGUGAGAGUCACAAGAUGAUCGACCUGUCUGGGAAUCCAGUGCUUCGGAUCUACUACACCUCCAGGCCUGCUCUGUUCACCCUGUGUGCUGGAAAUGAGCUCUUCUACUGCCUCCUUUACCUGUUCAAUUUCUCCGAGGGACCGUUAGUUGGCUCUGUGGGGCUUUUCCGAAUGGGUCUCUGGGUCACCGCCCCCAUCGCCUUGCUCAAGUCCCUCAUCAGUGUCAUCCACCUGAUCACAGCUGCCCGAAACAUGGCUGCCCUGGAUGCGGCAGACCGUGCCAAGAAGAAGUGACCCUGACAACUCCUGGAACCUCCCACCUGAUUGGUCAUCUUAUUGUGCCACAUGGCUUCCCUCCCCCUCCCAGGAGGCCCAUUCUCAUGUCUUCCUAAUGUGUUCUCCAACCUGCAGGGAUGGGGGUCAGCCUCUCUUUGGUGUUGUCACGAUCUCUGUAACCCUGAAGAUUAGGCCCACCCUUGUGAUCCCCAAAGACCUGGUCUACAAAUCAAAAAGGAUGUUCAGGAUGCCCCUGUGUUUUCAGGCAGCCUAUUUGAGGAUUACGCAUCGCCACACAUGAGGUUGGCUCAGCCCUGGCUUCUGGCUUGGCCUGAGGUUUUAGGGACACUUGAGAGAGAUGGUGCAGGAGCCAUGUUUCCCAAAAGGCAGGUGAGUCAGAUCUCUGCCCCCUGCCACAGGAAGCCUGGGGCACCGUGCCCAGGAGGAAAGGGCCGUCUAGAUCCUUCCUAUGGCAGUCUACCGUCCGGUCUACCCUGACCUUGAAAGCCUUGAUAAUAAAGGCAACAGCUUCUCUCUUCUGGA
This is a messenger RNA of Marmota monax (woodchuck), 1563 nucleotides long. RefSeq names its product CDP-diacylglycerol--inositol 3-phosphatidyltransferase (gene Cdipt). Lineage: Eukaryota; Metazoa; Chordata; Mammalia; Rodentia; Sciuridae. The transcript is spliced from 6 exons. Bases 397 to 1038 code for a protein of 213 amino acids. Gene Ontology annotation, molecular function: CDP-diacylglycerol-inositol 3-phosphatidyltransferase activity. Gene Ontology annotation, cellular component: Golgi apparatus; membrane. Gene Ontology annotation, biological process: phosphatidylinositol biosynthetic process. The record is from RefSeq and is a predicted model, not a curated record.